AUGAAUCAAGGAGGCGGCCUCGCUUGUUGCGCUGUUUGCAACGAGAUAUCACAGCGGAGAUGUAGUCGCUGUCUCACUACUUAUUAUUGUAAUACUGACCACCAACGACAAGACUGGAAAAGACAUAAAAGUGAGUGUGCACCCAAGUUACCAAAGCAGGGUACGAAAAGUGAUAAUUCAGGUGAACGUACGAUAGUUGGUGAAGAAGCCACGAAGAAAGUGAAAGACGGAACUUCCAACGUCACGGAGGAGAGUCACCAGGAGUGUUCAAAGGAUAGUAGUAAUAAAAGACAUUCAAAAAAAAGUAAAUCGAAGUCCGUAAAAAAUAGUGAUAACGAAGGUGGCACGAUAGGUGUUAGUAAACAUAGCGCACAAGUAUCAACUGAGAACGUUAAACAAAGUGAGCCAAGUACAUCGAAAGCCUCGGGGCACAAUGACAGUAGUGUGAUAUCUAGUGUAGUGUAUACAAACCGCGACUUGUCGACGAGUAGUGCCAUAACUUACGAGGGUUCCUCGGAGCAGGAGGUGUUGCGCGAGACUGCGCAGCUGCUGAGCACCGUGGACUUCUCGGCGCCGAGUACCUCUAAUGUGUUACGGGCAGUGAACAGGACUGACACUGCAAACAUGCCCGUACUGCCUAACUAUGGGGCGGAGCAGGGUACGAGGACGAAGGAGUACCCUGAGGCCUCACUGAAGGGCAGCGGUGCACCGUUUAGUCACAUGCCUAAUAGUUACUACAUGGAUCCGAGUGACUCUUGUUAUGAGAUCUGUCACAGAGUGAUCAGAGAUAUGACUCAGUAUGGUGUUUGUGUUCUGAACAAUUUCCUUGGCAGGGAACGAGGACUUAUGGUGUUAAAUGAAGUGUUAGAAAUGUAUAGAUCAGGAAUAUUCACUGCUGGUCAGCUAGUCAGGUCAAAUUCAGCAACAACAGAAGCUCAAACAAUCCGAAGUGACCUCAUCACGUGGAUAGAUGGCAAGGAACCAAACUGCACCUAUAUCAGACAGUUAAUUAGUCAAGUUGACAAUAUCAUACUGAGAGCGAACAAGAUGGCAAACAAUGGCAAAAUGGGUGACUACGUGAUCAAUGGAAGGACGAAGGCAAUGGUAGCAUGCUACCCCGGCUCAGGCAGCCAUUACGUGAAACAUGUGGAUAACCCAAACAAAGAUGGCCGCUGCAUUACCGCUAUAUACUAUCUGAAUCUCGAUUGGGAUGUCAAACGAUGCGGAGGAUUGCUAAGGGUGUUCCCAGAGGGUACGAAUCAAGUAGCCGACAUAGCUCCCAUAUUCGAUAGGAUGCUUUUCUUCUGGUCAGACAGACGAAACCCACACGAGGUCCAGCCUGCAUACAGCACCAGAUAUGCCAUCACGUUAUGGUACUUUGAUGCACAUGAAAGAGAGGAGGCGCGAAGGAAUUUCAAAGAACGCGGCCAACCGUCAUCAAGUAAGUGA
Spodoptera littoralis (African cotton leafworm) is the source of this 1449-nucleotide messenger RNA. NCBI's taxonomy places the organism in Eukaryota, Metazoa, Arthropoda, Insecta, Lepidoptera, Noctuidae. The record is from the annotation of a GenBank genome assembly.